Messenger RNA from Mollisia scopiformis, 2201 nucleotides. Its product is annotated as general amino-acid permease-like protein GAP1. The record is from RefSeq and is a predicted model, not a curated record. Gene Ontology annotation, cellular component: membrane. Gene Ontology annotation, biological process: amino acid transmembrane transport. The transcript is spliced from 5 exons. The coding region runs from base 191 to 2002 and encodes 603 amino acids. Gene Ontology annotation, molecular function: amino acid transmembrane transporter activity. Lineage: Eukaryota; Fungi; Ascomycota; Leotiomycetes; Helotiales; Mollisiaceae.
AUACACCAAAGCCGCCCAGCCUCUACUCAUUGUCCAGUACUGUGCGACUUCUCGCUAUCGCUAUCGCUGCGGCUGCGUCUGCGUCUGCUUGCCACCGCCUCUACGUAUCUAUCUUAUAGGACUUUCCUCUCACCUAUUGUAGUGGGUAGAAUCGCAAGCAGGAAAUUCACAGACCGACUCAUUGCCAACCAUGGCCGACCAGAAUAAUGAUCUGGAGAAAGCCAGCGUCUACUCAACGACCAAAAGUAAUACAACAACACUGCCAGCAUACAACACAAAUCACUCUGGCGAGUUUUCAUCUUAUGCAGAGACAACAGAGUUCAGCGGACCUUUCUUUCACCGUGUACUUGAGAGCUUCCAACGCGCACCAGGUACUCUUGACCCAGAUGGAAAGCUCGACACAGGACAUGGCAGGACCUUUGAUCCUAGCCUUGCUGCCAUGGCCACGGCAAACACGAAAAUGGCACGCAGGCUGAAGGGUCGACACUUACAAAUGAUUGCUAUCGGAGGCUCGAUCGGAACUGGUCUCUUCAUCGGUUCGGGCAAGGCUCUUGAGACAGGCGGUCCAGCUUCGCUGUUUAUAUCGUUCUCACUGAUGGGAGUUAUGCUAUACUGCAUGGUACAUGCUUUAGGAGAGAUGGCUGUGCUUCUACCCGUUGCCGGUUCAUUCUCGACCUACUCGACUCGAUUUUUAGAUCCUUCUUGGGGCUUUGCUAUGGGUUGGAAUUACGCUAUGCAAUGGCUUGUCGUCCUACCUCUUGAAAUUAUCGGUGCAUCAAUUACAAUUGACUUUUGGGACACGAAUGGCCGCUAUAAUCAUGCAAUAUUCGUCACGAUAUUCCUGGUCGUUAUCAUCGGUAUCAACCUGUUCGGCGUCAAAGGUUAUGGCGAAGCGGAAUUCUUCUUUUCCAUCGUAAAGAUAACGGCUAUUAUUGGAUUCAUUGUUUUAGGAGUGGUUCUUAACUGUGGUGGUGGCCCAAAUGAAGGCUAUGUUGGCGGGAAAUUGUGGCGCAACCCCGGGGCUUUCAACAAUGGGUUUAAAGGCCUCUGUAGCGUUUUCGUCAUUGCUGCAUUCUCUUUUGCUGGCACCGAACUGGUUGGCUUGGCUGCCAACGAGGCACAGAACCCCCGAAAGUCUUUGCCAAGUGCUAUCAAGCAAGUCUUCUGGCGUAUCACGCUCUUCUACAUCGUGUCUCUCUUCAUAAUCGGGUUGAAUGUACCUUUCACCGACCCACGCCUCCUGAGAGACGGUUCCGCUGAUUCGACCGCGUCCCCUUUCGUCAUAUCGAUUGAGAACGCUGGCAUCGCGAUUCUACCCUCCGUAUUUAACGCAGUUAUUCUCCUCGCCGUCCUAUCCGUCGGCAACUCGGCCGUAUUCGGUUCUUCUAGAACCCUACACGCACUUGCGCUCCAAGGUCAGGCUCCAAGGUGCUUCGGCUAUGUCGAUAAGAUGGGCAGACCUCUAGUUGGCAUUGGUGUGGCAUCUUUCUUCGGCCUCAUUGCCUAUGCUGCGGACGCUGGAGCACAAGGCACGGUUCUUGACUGGAUGUUGGCGCUUUCUGGUCUGUCAUCUAUCUUCAGCUGGGGGUCCAUCGCUCUAGCACACAUUCGAUUCCGUCGAGCAUGGACUCUCCAAGGACAUAAACUAUCGGAACUAGCCUUUACGUCCCAACCCGGUAUACUGGGAUCUUGGUUCGCCUUCCUCUUCAACUGCCUUAUUCUUGUCACCCAGUUCUGGGUUGGUGCCUGGCCCGUUGGUUUUGAAGAGCUUGGGCCCAAGGGCCAGGUCAACAAAUUCUUUAAAGCCUUCCUGGCAGCCCCUGUGGUCAUUGCUUUCUAUGUCUGUCAUAAGAUCUACGCCAAAACAUCUAUCGUGCGCUGUAUCGACAUGGAUCUUCGGACGGGUAUACGGGAUCUAAAUCUUCCCGAGUUAAUUGCGCAGGAGCAGCACGAGCGAGCAACAUGGCCGAAGUGGAAGAAGGUGUAUAAGGUUUGCUGUUAAAUUUUCAGUUUCAUUUGGUGUUGGUUAUAUACCCUUGUUAUAGAAGGGACAGGUCCUGAAUUCUACUUGAUUUUCGCGGAAUAUAUGGUCUAGCGUCGGCGUUAAUGGUCGACAGGUACUCAAUGUACUGUUGUUUUUAUGAUAUACUUAUGGGAAGAUUAUGCAGUGGAUAAGCAGGAAACAGGAUGGGAAUUUGGAG